Homalodisca vitripennis (glassy-winged sharpshooter) is the source of this 5565-nucleotide messenger RNA. RefSeq names its product helix-loop-helix protein delilah-like. The transcript has a single exon. The record is from RefSeq and is a predicted model, not a curated record. Lineage: Eukaryota; Metazoa; Arthropoda; Insecta; Hemiptera; Cicadellidae. The coding region runs from base 487 to 1086 and encodes 199 amino acids. Gene Ontology annotation, molecular function: protein dimerization activity.
CGUAGCCGCGCUCCACAGACAUCGCGGGAUCGUGUCGCUCUGGUAUCUCAUGGCCGCGAUCUUUCUACAAGCUGAACUGAUCUUGGUGGCGGACUCCUGGCUCUACAGGUUUAUCUAUUAAAGACUUAAAACCAACAUCCCAAACAAUUUGACAUUUUUAAGUAGCGAGGAUUAAAUAUUAAUAAUGAUUUCCUAGAUAAUAAAUAAAACAAUAAUUUUUAAAGAAGGUUUGAUUUUUAUCAUAAAUUUAUUGUACCUAAUGUAAAUUAGUGUAAAAAUUCCAAGGUAUUAUAAUGGCGCAAGCUUAAAAAGUCAUUAUAAUCUGCUUUGACAUAACAUGGGUACCUUUUUUCAAGAAUUAGCUUGGUCUGACCUAAUCUCGGUACAUUUCAAUAGUGCAGUUGUCGUACUAAUCAUUUUUAUAAUUACUCAAAAUGAUUAAACUGACAUUAGCCACAAAAGACUCAUUGGCAAUUUGAAUUUAAAAUGGCGACUACGGACAGUAAUCUGCGUAUAGGAAAAGGUUCUUCUAAAACGGAUCCUAACAACAAUUUUUGCAACCCAAUGAACGGCUAUUCCUUGAGGCCAAGGACGACGCGGAGGUGUGAUGAUGAGAACCUUACUGCAGAUCCCGAUGUGUGGCGACCACCAAAAGACAAGAAGAAACACAAGUCAAUGCCGCUGAGCAAAUACAGAAGGAAAACUGCGAACGCCCGCGAAAGAAGUCGGAUGAGAGAGAUCAACGAUGCUUUCGAGGCCCUCCGGAGAGCGAUUCCACAGAUGGAGUCCAGGAACUGCCCCAGCGAGAAGCUGACCAAGAUAUCCACUCUGAGGCUAGCCAUGAGGUACAUCUCGGCCCUGGACGGUCUACUGCGGCACCGGGAACUGGAGUCUGACGGCGAGUCGCUGCUGAGCGACUACACACUGACACCCCCCGACCCGUCUGACCUCUUCACCCCCCUCAUGACCACGGGCCUCGAACACCUCAGCGGACCUCCUGGCGAUCCCUGCAUGAUUACUCCGGAACCGCUGUUCACCCAUAGUUCCUAUGUCUUUGACGAAACACAAUUAAUGGAUUUCAACUAAUGCAGCUUCUCGGAGACUUUAACGUUGGGUAAGAAGUAUUUUAAAAUCUUUCAUUGUUGAAUAAAUAAAUUUGCUUCAUUUUGGUGCUGCUACAUGGUGGCUUAACUACUUCCGGCACGUUUAGGGAUAAAACAAAUUAUGAGCAUUACGAUUGCCGCACGUAAUGAACUGAGGCAGAUCGGUAUUUAUUACAGCUAAUUAUAGCCUACUUACGAAUUAUGUUGGUUAUAUGCAGAGAUUAUAGUAAUGUGAAUACUUGAAAUUGUUUGCAUAGAUUUAAUGCACUAUUUACAUAAGUUUUUAAGAAAUAAUAAACCAGAAUAAAUUAAGUCCCUUUAAUAUUUUACGUAUAUUACGAUUAAAAAUCAUCUAGAUACUGGGCAAACUAAAACAUUGCUAACAUGUAGGGAAGUGGAUGUUCGCUACCUCAUUAUUUUAAGUAUUGAAAUAAUUGAUAUUGGGUCAAAAUAAUACGUUUGGUAAUGUAAUCAAAUUUGUAAUAAAUAGAUACUGUGUAAAUCAAUAAAAAUUCCUAUUGUUGGUUUCUUAAUGUAAUUGUUUUUAACUUAAAGAAGUAGUAUUAUUUUAGUAUUAAUUUUUACAGUUUUCGACAAGUAUACUCUAUAAUAUAUGUCAUCAAUUUGCAACCAACCUUAAAAUGUAAAAAUAGUUACUUAUGAAUGACAUAGAUGAAUCAGUAAAUAUAUACAAUAUUUGAGGUUAAAUCAUAUACCUAAAAUGUUUUUUCUAGUACAAUUUUUAUGGGUAAAGGCUAAUAGUUAAUUUUCCUACUCCCACCUUCAUCAUCCUUACACCAUCGUCGUUUCUCUAUAAAAUAUAACCCAUCCAUAUUUAUUCAUAAACUUUCUCUUAUAUUUCCAUCAUUAGAAGAUGAGCUGCUUAUUAAAUUUAUUAGUGAUCAUAAUUUUAAUGUCGACAUUUCCUUUUUAUAAAAUUAAUUAUUUCUUAGUCACGCAGGCUUAAUUGGUCAUUAACUAUUUACCUUUAUCGUGCUACUACAUUUUUUAAUUAAACUGAUUUGUUUCGUUCUUGUUUUGAACACUAUUCGCACUAACUUGGAAAAAUUGUUUUGUAAAAAAUCAACACAUCGUUGUGUAUUCUGAAGAACUCAAAAAGAUACAUUUCCGGUAUUUCAGUUUAUUAAUGUCGACUAUUAUAAGAUUAAAAGAUCUGCGAUUUUGGUCGGUAUUCACAUCCAAUCCACCACAUACACACUUACGUAUUCCACACGCACGCGCGCUUGUCUCGCUUUUGUUAUAACCUUUUUACUUCUUAAGUUUCUCGUGAGUUCCAACUCUCAAUUAUUGAAAAACUAUUGCUAAGGACAAUUACAAAUUUUAAUUAACUAUUAGAAAGGUCUUCGAAAUUGACAAAUGCAUGCCUGUAAUAACAUUCUACAGUGGAAAAAAUAUGUUAACUAAAAGAAAAGUCUUAAUAUAUUUUAUAAAUUUAUUACCACCCAAAAUUUAAGUUUAGUUUAACAUUUAUGUUUUUACUUAAUUGUAUUCGUUUAUUGUAUUUCGGAUUAUUUAUACUAGGUACUACGAUCAUGGGCUCAGACCCAGAACUAGCAAGUAUUAAAAAAUAAAAUUUGUCAAGAUUUGUGUUUUAGUAAACGUAAUUUAUAAAUAUUUAUAUUCAGCCUAUUGUUUUGAAUUUUUUACCUAAUGAAAAUAAGCUUCCAGCUAUUCACGUUUGAACUAACUUAAUACUAUCUGAAAUAUAAUAAUAAAAUAUAUGUUUUCAAUUUUAAAAUAUUUAAACAUUAAUGUUUUUUAAUAUUAUUCCGAACACUUUUAACAGAGAUAUUUUUAAAUUAAUCGUUAUAGCUUCUGUGGUAACAAUAAAAAUAACGAUUUUUUAUUGUGAUACAAUUAUGUUUGUUUGGUAAUCUAUCCCGUAGAGUACUUUUAUAUCAUGUUUUUACGUUUUAAAACAAAUUAUACAAUAAAGUAAUAACUCCUUAAAAAACCUUAUGCAAUAUUCUUAAACAAUGGUAAAAAAUAGUGGUUAACUUUAUAUUGCAACGAAAAGAUACAAGAAUUGCACAAAUCUCAACGUUUAAAAGAGUUCCAAUUACUUUACAAAAGGUUCUUUUACCUGAAAAUGCUCUGAAGAAUGAACAUUUCGAAAAUCCUAACAUUUCGCACAAUUAUUUUUCGGGGAUUUCUCUUAUCACAUAUUUUCAUGGUCCGGGGCCAGUGUAAGUUCCUGUCAAUACCAGUGUUUCUGUGUCAAUACCGCAGGUUAACACCCGGUCCUAUUCCGUUAUCAAUAGUCUGCCUAAGAUCCUUGUCAGCUUAUCUGAUAAAAAAAUUGGCUAUACAUUUUUAAAAUAAAUGUUGCAUCAAGAACCUGGUGUAGCCAAAUGGCUGUAAUCUUUAUCCCAUAAGAAUAAUGUUUAACUUCAAAUACUUUUAUGCCAUUAUUUUUCUUAGUAGGAUGUUAGGAGGUGUCUCAUUUCAAGCAAAUUAACAAUAUAACUGGUCAAUUCUUUAUAUAGCAUAUAUUUAUUUAUAUACAUCAUCCUAACAGUGUCUACUUAAAUUUGGGUGACGCAUUCAUUACAUACUGCCGAGUGAAAACUUACAGAUUUUAUUCAUACGGAUUUAAACGGGUUUUAGUUUUUUUAAGUGUUCACUUUUUGAUUAUGUAAAUGAUAAUUAAGAUUUCUUCUGAUUAUCGAAUAGGAAAAGUAAACGCGUUGGAAUGCAUAUUAAUUAUUUCUUUAAAAUGAUAUAUCUCACAUAACUAUACGGCAAACAAAGCCUAAAACUGUUUAACAAUGUAGUUUUGUGGUUAAAAUAAAGAUGACCACCACUACACCCGGUUGUUUAAGAGCAUUAAAAAAAUAUUAUAUCGUUUCCAGAUUCUCAUUACUAAAGAUAAGUGCAUCUUUAAGUGCAUUUAAAUUAUUAAUGUGUUAUUUUUUAAAUGCCAACUGAAAAUAUCAUAUUAGAUUACUUUUUUAAACUUUUAGGGUUAGUUGCUCUUAAGAAAUAAUAUUACAAAAGUCAAAAUGUAAAGUUACCCUCUUAUUGGCAUUUCUUAUUAUGAAUUUUAGAGAAUUCUCAUAUAGUUAGAUAAUAACUAGUUUUUAUUACGAUGAUGUAAAUGAGCCAGUUACAUAGUCGUUAUAGUGAUGUUUUUAUCUCAUUACAGACGACAACAGUUAAUCGAAUUGCUCGACUUAAUCAACCUUCAUUGUUUAGGAAAAGAUCCAAUGCUAAAUUCGUUUAAAUUUCCCAAGAAGGCAAUGGAAUAGCAUUUUUUACAAUUAGAUAAGUAAGUUAAAAUAAAGGCAUUUGAUCUAUCGGCAAUAAAUCACAGAUAUCACAGCAAAGUCCCUAAUUGUGUAAUGCAGUCAUAAUUCCAAACGUUUAGAUUUAGUAAUAUUUUCUGAAUGGACAAUUUUGUUACUCAGUUAUAAUAAUUAAACUCGGAGGAACAUAAGAAAUAAGAGUCUAACUUCAUUCUAUACGUUAUAAUUAAAAUUUAUGACAUUCAAUCACUCAAUACUUACUAGAAUGCCCACUAGAUGUCCAAAAAAAAAAAAAACUUUACGCACCUGCUAUUUUUACGAAUAGCGAAUUAGGGUUUUAUUUAAUACCAUUUACUUUAGCAAGAAACAACUUAUAAUUAAUUCAAAUUCGAGCAACGAGUUAAUGUGCGAAUAUCUAAUAGUUGUGUGUACAUUAACUAUACAUCUACCAAAAUAUUUAAAAAUCACGACACGUAAAAUAUAAUCAAUGUGGCGCUGCAAAUCUAAAAAUAUUGAAUCAUAAUUAUUUGAUGGGAAAGUAAAACAGAACAUUAUUACUUAUUUAUUCUUCUACCUUAUUUUCAACGAUUGUAGGGAAGGAGGAGAAGUUGUUUGGUUGCCAAAUUUCUCCUCUCCCUGGUCGAAGUUAAGAAAAAUUGAACAAAAUAAUAUAAUCUUAUAACAUGAAAGAAUUCUAAGUGUGCAUAUAAUGAAAUUAGUAAACUUAAACUUGUUUAAUAAUUAUCAUUGGAAUAAAUAUAAUAAAAUUAUAGAUUGAAACGAUCACUCAACAGAGUACAUAAUUACUAAUUUGUUAAUUAAGAAAGAUAAAAUAACAAUAAGCUGUUUGUCGCUUUUAAGCUUAUUAAGUCCUGUAAUAGUUUAGAAGAAUAUUACUUAAGCACUAUGAAACAUUCAUUAUUUUUAUUCCUAGUCAUGCGUAUGAUAACUAGUUUUAUAGGUUAAUAGCAUACUACCAUUGAUGCUGCUAUGAACCAUGUUGUAUUUAUAUUUAUUUGUUUUAUAUUCUAGACAUAUCAUGUAUUUGUCGAGUGUAAUCAGUGUUUAAUGUUUCCUGUUGAUUAUUGUUAUAAUCAGAUAGUUAUUACAAGUAGUGGUUAUUAUAGAAAGUUGUGUUUUGUUCAUACGUACUCAUAUCAUGUGUGAUUGGAACCAAUAAAUAGUUAUUGCUGGAA